GAGUCCCUUACACAAUUUCAGUUGCCACGAUGAGGAGUCCCGAAAAGACUGUUCUUUGCACGAUUUGUCUUCUGAUACUUUCGAAAUCAUAUGCAGAUCAUGGCUGGAAGCCCAGGAAGGAACACAUGUUCGCGUUGGACGGACGGACCGUGGCGGGCAUUCCGAGCCUGGGGCAACAGCAGCAUUCUGGCAUCCGGUAUCGAGGCAUUCUUCGCGUGCAAACGGAUACCAGCGGCCUCUUCCUCAAGCUUCAAAAUAUGACUUACACGAAGCUGCACGAGAAUCUGCCCGAAGGAUGGUGGUCGAACACAGACAAUGCCCGGGAGAAUUUCAGGGAACUGCCCAUCACAAGUUCAACCAUCGCCGUCAGACUGAGCAGACAAGGGGUGGAGACAGUGUCAUUUAAAACUGGUCUGGACGACUGGGAGAUGAAUUUAAUUCAAGGAAUUGUGAACCAAUUACAAAUCGAUUUAAAGUUUUUAAAAAGGGGCCAGAAAGGAAAAAGGAAUCAAAUUAAUGCUUCGUACAAAAUGAUGGAGAACUCUGUGUUCGGGAGAUGCGAGGUUCUGUAUGAAGUGACCCGAAUCCCAAGAUCCGUUGCUUUAGCUCGUGCCGAAUGGUUCCCAUCAGCAGAUAUAUGUGGCAACAUGAACUUCGUUGAAAUAUUCAGGACACGAAACUUAACAAACUGUGAAUACAGUGCCGAGUUUCAUUUCGGGCUUCCAAAGUCCAAGGAAUGUCACCCGGGGGGCAACAUGUGUCAAGAUUUCUGGAAAAGAGUGUCAAUAACGAGGUUGUCCGGAUGUGGCGAUCAGAACGACUUCAGAAUACUUCAAACGGAAACCAACUCGAGAGUAUUAGUAAACCUGCACUUACACGGAGAGAGUGAAGCAUCUGUCAGCUCAUACAUUACGAUGAACCUCAUUUCUAUGAAGGAAACUUCACGUCGCUUCAGUCCCCCAGCCGACCCCAUUGUUUCAAAUGAGCUCAAAUUCAAAUUCACACACGCGAAUGGCCACAAGGAUACAUGUCCUUUACUUGAAGAGAUGGAAAAGUAUUAUCCGAGAUAUACAGAAGAAACAACAAAUAUAACUCCAUCAGCAAGCACAAAUAAAGGAGCAACAAAUGAUAUUCCAACAUCCAUGAACGCAACAAAUCUAAACACCACUCAACCGGAGGUUUCGAACAAAGAAAGAAAUCAAUGGGAACUUGGGCUGCUGGGAUUACACAACCCUCCACACCAACCUUUAAUUCCGAACGCUUUAGGGCUCCAAGGAUCCGAGAGAAGUUUCCAACAAAUACAAAAACUAAAAGAAACAAUUACUGAUGUAGCUACAGAUUUUGAAGAGUCUACAUUGAUUCAUGAGAAGAUGACUUUGGAGAAGGUGUUGGUAGCUGUACGAAUUUGUCGUACAAUGACACUGUUUGACUUGAAAAGGGCGGUUUCGAGUGUGAAUUUCCAACCACAGAACAACAAACAGCAGCUUACAGAAAGUAAGGUGUAUCGCGAUGUUAUGGUCAUGUGUGGAACCAACCCUGCUUUCCAUAUACUCAGAACGUGGAUUGAGCAGAAGGACCUCAGAGGAGAAGAAGCUAAUCAAGUAAUGGUCACAAUGCCGGCACAUCUACAAACUCCAGGCCCGGAUAUUGUCAGGCAGUUCUAUGAUAUGAUCCAAAGUAUGGCAGUUCGUGAGGACCCACAGUUGAAGACUACGUCUAUCCUUGCCUUUUCCCACCUCCUACGCAUCGCCUGCGUAGACUCCAGGUCCCGUUAUGCCCAGUACACGGACGAAACAUUCGACGCCACCUGCGAGAGGCACCAUGCUUCAGAAUACAUCUCGUGGUUUACUAGCAUGCUGCGGUCAGACGCUUCUCUGCGACGGGUGUACGUAGCUGCCCUGGGGAACACGGGGGCUGUCGCGGCACUCGGUCCUCUCAAAGCUUUUGCAGAAGAUGCUACUAUCACCCCAUACCUGCGAGCCACCGCAAUCCUGGCAAUGAAGUAUCAAGCGCUGAGCUUUCCGGAGCAAACUUCGAAGAUCCUGUUCUCCUUGUACCACGACGUCGGGCAGCCCGUUGCAGUGAGGGUGGCUGCUGUGUCGCUUCUGUUCUACACCAGACCACAACUCGUGUUGCUGCAGCGCAUUGCAGUUCUAACUUGGUACGACCCGAGUCUCGCAGUGGCUGCCUUCGUUCGCAGUUCCCUCGUAUCGCUGGCGAACUUAAAGGACCCUCUCCUUUCAGUGUUAUCCAGGUAUGCGAGAAUGGUACUGUCACUUGUAAACCCUGUACCACUCGGACUGCACAAAUCCCACAACGUCAUGUGGUCCACGGUGAGUGGUAGUUUGCAGGAAAUCGUCUUCAACCAACUGUUGCAUGAAACGAGUCUGGACGCCACCAAUUUCUAUUACCGCUACACACAUCGCCUUGAAGGAGUGUCUCGAGUGGCGUUCCAGGGAGACUUGUUCGUGUCUAAUCCGGAUCAAUUCCUGACACUGCUCCGAGAGUUGAUACACCCUAGGCCUGACACGUUACAAGCCAGACCGGCCAUUGAGAACAUCGAGAGGCACACCAGCUGGCUACGAAAAAAUCUCAAUAUUGCUCAAAGAACUCUGCCCAAGUUUGAAGGAGAUUUCCGUAUACAGUUUGGUAAACUUAUGGAACGUAUAUUCCCUUUCGACAAGAAAUUACUAGUCGAAUUAUCUAAAGCUGGAAGAAACCUGGUAGAGCAGAUGAAGACCGGGAAAGACUUCCAUUAUCAGAAGAUAGACAAAACUACAAUAAGGACAGCUGUCGUUACUGAACUUGGGUUUCCUAUCAAUUUCGACCUGUCGGUCCCAUGGGCAUUUCGACUCGUGGGCAACGCCAAAAUGGAUGUUGAAAACAAAGUGUUGGAAAUGCAUAUAGACAUGACGUAUACAUCUCACCUUCUCUCUGAACUGUGUUUCUACACCACAUGGGAUGAAACAGUGCACAUGGCAGCAUCUCACGGUGUGAGCGUCUUUCGACUGCCACCUCUAACGUUAACGGCAGUCAUUUACAAGAACGACAUCAUGCAAAUGGCUGCUAAAAUUGAUGAAGCACAUGAUAACAGUUUAAUAUUUCACCACUCAAGUAAACCUUUCACGUCUCAACACGGCAUUUUCGACUCUACGACAGCUACAAGGAAGAGAUCGGAGUCGGUUAUCCACGCAAAGAGAACUACACAGAAAUUGAGGUCAGUGAUACCAAAUAUAAACAUUAACUACACGACAGAAGGACCAAAUGUUUCGCCUCUUGCGUGGCUCAAGAAUGGAAUUAACAUCCAAGGACAUUUGAUGAUGUGGCCUUCGCUUGAAGCCAGCUCAAUUUCAGUUGAACUCGACGGUCUGAAUUCAAUAAAUUUUGAUCUCGGUUUGAGGAAAAUGCCUGGCUACGAGAACUUCGUGCCUGCUGAGGAGCAGGUCAACACCGCCCCGAAUGAGUCCGAUACAGAGUUCUUGGGGCAGCAGAAUGUGUCGAGUGCAACAACCUCGCUGGACCAGGUCACAACAACAGAACGCUCAUUCUCGUUCGAAGAUAGCACACCGACUUUCAGUCAAAACAACGCGACAACUGACAACAUCGAGACGAUUGCCUUCUAUGACACGGCGACAACCGAUGCAACUUCAAAUUUCAAAGCGGAAACCGAAGCAAACACAGCGCAAAUACCUGCAGACAAAAACACUUCACAUACCAGAAUCACUGACAUGAAUGGCAUGGAGCACAGUCAUCACUCUUUCAACGCCUCGUAUAUAAAUCCUUUCUCCACGCAAGUGAAAGGAAAUCCUUUCAGAUACUUACUUGCGCAAACGAUAGAUGAAAUUCACAGUGACAAUGCCUAUGUGGUGGAUAUAAACAUGAGAGUAAAUGGCACCGAGUCCAAGACCUUCACAACAUUCUGGACGUACGCCGCUGGAUACAAUGGCGGAGUUCAUCGCUUUGGGUUCUUUCUCACAGAAGCAGCUCGGCAGAUUCGCUUCACAUCUACCCUCAUUGCAUCAGCCACCCCAGUGAUGAACCUGAAAGACAUCAUCCGAUCCAACACCACAGCCUCCAUUCACGCAGACAUGGUUUACAACGACGACGGAAGAGAGUGCCAACUGUCGCUCAAGACAGUGAUGGGGCACAGCACGAUGAAAGCAGAAUCUCUCGAGGAGGAGCACCUCACAGACAAGUGCAUAGACAAUUACGAGGGGCCAAAAACUGAUAUCGACCCUAGAUGCUUGCAAGCAGUAAUGGAAGCGAUGUUCAUGGACAGAUACGAUGUGACGGUAACCUACAACGACGAGAGCAAAAGUUUCGGUCCUGUCGUGAAUCAGUACUACGACUACCUACGUUAUUCAAUGUGGCCCUACGCCACAGACGACAUCGAAGAUCCAACGCAAGAAUUUGCACCCGCAAACACCAUCACAGCUGUUCUAGAGAUAUCUCCAAGAUUAGACAACGUCAACGCCUGGAUUCGAACUCCAUCCAGGAAGACUGACUUUUCUAAUAUUCCUGUGAACCCAAUGAUGACAAACAUUCUUCGCUACAAUCCUGCUGUCAGCUACGCGAGGCGCAUAAGAGGAGAAUCAUACUGUGGCCACGGAGGAAGCAAGUUCUUAACUUUUGACGGAGUGGAAUUCGACUACAACUUGACAUCCUGCUGGCACCUACUCUCCAAGGACUGCUCGGGCCACAGCCGUAUUGCCAUUCUCACUAGACCCGACGAGAACAAUGAAACGGAAGUUGAAGUGAACUUAGACAACUAUCAGAUUGUGCAUUUGAGCCCAGGACUCAACGUGUCAGUGAACGGUCAGGGCCUGCAGCUGGCAGAAAAUACGGUAGUCGAGAUCACAGAUGAAGCGGGAACCGUUCUGCUGCAGUUUGAGGCCGCUGAAACACCCGAGCGCCUCAUCAGUGUGAACAUGCCUGCCCACGGAUUCCGAAUUAUUUACACUGGUUCCUCAACCCUAAUAAUGGUUAGUUUAAACUAGUUGUAAUCAGAAUACGGUCUCCACGCUGUUAAGUUUUUCCUACGCCACCUCAAUUUGUAU
Zootermopsis nevadensis is the source of this 5057-nucleotide messenger RNA. Its product is annotated as vitellogenin. Gene Ontology annotation, biological process: lipid transport. The record is from RefSeq and is a predicted model, not a curated record. Lineage: Eukaryota; Metazoa; Arthropoda; Insecta; Blattodea; Termopsidae. Gene Ontology annotation, molecular function: lipid carrier activity.